AUGUGUGAAGUGAUGCCCACAAUCAACGAGGGAGACCCCCUGGGGCCUCCCCAUGGAGCCGAUGCUGACGCCAACUUUGAGCAGCUGAUGGUGAACAUGCUGGAUGAGCGGGAGAAGUUGCUAGAGUCCCUUCGGGAGAGUCAGGAGACUUUGCUGGCGACACAGAGCCGGCUCCAGGAUGCCCUGCAUGAGCGAGACCAGCUUCAGCGCCACCUUAACUCUGCCCUCCCCCAGGAAUUUACCACCUUAACCCGGGAGCUGAGUAUGUGUCGGGAGCAGCUUCUAGAGAGAGAGGAAGAGAUAUCAGAGCUGAAAGCAGAGCGGAAUAACACGAGGUUGCUCCUGGAACAUCUGGAGUGCCUGGUGUCCCGCCAUGAGCGGUCACUGAGGAUGACUGUGGUGAAGCGUCAGGCUCAGUCACCAUCAGGGGUUUCCAGUGAGGUGGAGGUGCUGAAGGCUCUCAAGUCACUGUUUGAGCACCACAAGGCCCUGGAUGAGAAGGUGCGAGAGCGGCUCCGGGCGGCCCUCGAGAGAGUGACCACUUUGGAGGAACAGCUGGUGUGUGCCCACCAGCAGGUGUCUUCCCUACAGCAGGGGUCAGGGGUUCGGGAUGGAGUGGCUGAAGAUGAGGGGACUGUGGAGCUGGGACCAAAAGGCCUGUGGAAGGAGGACUUGGGCCAGGUUGAGGAGCUGCAGGAGCUUCUGGAGAAGCAGAACUUUGAGUUGAGCCAAGCCCGGGACCGACUGGUCACCCUGACAGCAACUGUGGCUGAACUGGAGGAGGACCUGGGAACAGCCCGCCGGGACCUCAUCAAGUCGGAGGAACUGAGCAGCAAACACCAGCGGGACCUCCAGGAAGCUCUAGCCCAGAAGGAGGACAUGGAGGAGCGGAUCACCACCCUGGAGAAGCGCUACCUGGCUGUUCAGCGUGAGGCUACAUCAAUCCAUGACCUCAACGACAAACUGGAGAACGAGCUGGCCAAUAAGGAAUCCUUGCAUCGCCAGUGUGAAGAGAAAGCCCGAUAUCUGCAGGAGCUCCUGGAGGUAGCCGAGCAGAAACUUCAGCAGACGAUGCGUAAGGCCGAGACGCUGCCAGAAGUGGAGGCUGAGCUGGCCCAAAGAGUUGCGGCCCUCACCAAGGCUGAAGAGCGACAUGGCAGCACUGAGGAGCACCUCCGACAGCUGGAGGGACAGCUGGAGGAGAAGAACCAAGAGCUGGCGCGGGUGCUCCAGCAGGAGAGGAUGAAUGAAGCCCACAACAAGCGCCUGUCAGACACGGUGGACCGGCUGCUUAUUGAGGCGAAGGAGCGCCUGCAGCUCCACCUCAGGGAGCGCAUGGUGGCCCUGGAGGAGAAGAACACGUUGAUCCAAGAGCUGGAGACCUCCCAGCGACAGCUUGAAGAGCAGCACCAUCACAAGGGCCGCCUGUCUGAAGAGAUUGAGAAACUGCGCCAAGAGGUGGACCAACUGAAGGGUCAAGGAGGACCAUUUGUGGAUGGCAUCCGCUCCAGGGCAUACACGGGCAGUGCAACGGAUGUGCGGUUCUCCAUGAGCACAACUGCCCACGCAUCUCAAGGUCUGCAUCGUUGUUACUCAGCACGGCGGGAACAAUCUGCCAAGGACUGGGAGCCAUCUCCACUGCCUGAGGUGCUGGUCCCGACAGCCACCCCUGCCUUUGACAGUGACCGUGAGAGCUCUGAUGUGGAUGAGGAUGAACCAGGGGGUCUGCUGGGCUCCAUGGACGUUGUCUCCCCUGGCAGCCACUCAGACGCCCAGACCCUGGCCAUGAUGCUGCAGGAGCAGCUGGAUGCUAUCAACGAGGAGAUCAGGAUGAUCCAGGAAGAGAAGGAGUCCACAGAGCUCCGUGCUGAGGAGCUGGAAACGCGAGUGACUAGUGGCAGCAUGGAGGCCCUAGACCUGACCCAGCUGCACAAACGAGGUUCCAUCCCCACCUCUCUGACCGCCCUGUCCCUGGCCAGCGCAUCCCCUCCACUCAGCGGCCGUGCCACACCUAAGCUUACCUCCCGCAGUGCUGCCCAGGACCUGGACCGGAUGGGGGUCAUGACCUUGCCCAGUGACUUAAGAAAGCAUAGGAGGAAGCUGCUGUCACCAGUGUCUUGGGAAGAGAACCGAGAGGAUAAAGCCACCAUAAAAUGUGAGACUUCUCCUCCUUCCUCACCCAGGACACUGCAGCUAGAAAAGCUUGGCCACCCAGCCCUGAGCCAGGAAGAAGGCAAGAGUGCUUUGGAGGAUCCAGGCAGCAACCCCAGCAGCAGCAACAGCAGCCAGGACUCCUUGCACAAGGGUGCCAAGCGCAAGGGCAUCAAAUCAUCCAUCGGCCGCCUGUUUGGGAAGAAGGAGAAAGGCAGGCUGAUCCAGCCAAGCCGGGAUGGACCCACAGGCCAUGUUGUACUGCUAACAGAUUCUGAGCUCGGUCUGCAGGAGCCCAUGGUGCCUGCCAAGCUGGGAACCCAGGCAGAAAAGGACCGGAGGCUGAAGAAGAAACACCAGCUGCUUGAAGAUGCCCGGAGAAAAGGAAUGUCCUUUGCCCAGUGGGACGGCCCUACUGUGGUCUCCUGGCUAGAGCUCUGGGUGGGGAUGCCUGCUUGGUAUGUGGCAGCCUGCCGGGCCAACGUCAAGAGUGGCGCCAUCAUGUCAGCCCUAUCGGACACAGAGAUCCAGCGAGAAAUUGGCAUCAGCAAUGCCCUGCACCGGCUCAAGCUCCGGCUGGCCAUCCAGGAGAUGGUGUCGCUGACCAGCCCCUCUGCCCCGCCCACCUCCAGGACUUCUUCUGGGAAUGUCUGGGUCACCCACGAAGAGAUGGAAACUCUGGCAGCAUCCACUAAAACAGACAGUGAGGAGGGCAGCUGGGCUCAGACCCUGGUCUAUGGGGAUAUGAACCACGAGUGGAUUGGGAACCAGUGGCUCCCCAGCCUGGGGCUCCCCCAGUACCGCAGCUACUUCAUGGAGUGCCUCGUGGAUGCUCGCAUGCUGGAUCACCUCACCAAGAAGGACCUGCGGGUCCACCUGAAGAUGGUGGACAGCUCCCACCGAACCAGUCUUCAGUAUGGCAUCAUGUGCCUGAAGAGGCUGAAUUAUGACCGGAAGGAGCUGGAGAAGCGGCGGGAGGAAAGCCAGCAUGAGAUCAAGGAUGUGCUAGUCUGGACCAAUGACCAGGUAGUUCAUUGGGUCCAGUCUAUUGGGCUCCGGGACUACGCAGGAAACCUCCAUGAGAGUGGUGUGCAUGGUGCUUUGCUGGCCCUGGAUGAGAACUUCGACCACAACACACUGGCCCUGGUUCUCCAGAUACCCACACAAAAUACCCAGGCACGCCAAGUGUUGGAGAGAGAGUUCAACAACCUGUUGGCUUUGGGCACAGACCGGAAGCUGGAUGAUGGGGAAGACCAGGCGCUCCGCCGCGCGCCCUCCUGGAGGAAACGCUUCCGCCCGCGGGACCCCCACGGCCGCGCCCCGCUCAGCGCCGCGGCCGACACGCUCCCGACAGCAUUCCGCGCGUCCACCAUGGGGCCCGUGCCGCCUCCGCCGUCCCCGCGGAAGAUCACGCCUGAAGCUCGCUCCCACUAUCUCUACGGACACAUGCUCUCCGCCUUCCGGGACUAG
This is a messenger RNA of Budorcas taxicolor (takin), 3621 nucleotides long. RefSeq names its product PTPRF interacting protein alpha 4 (gene PPFIA4). The transcript has 29 exons. Gene Ontology annotation, molecular function: protein binding. Gene Ontology annotation, cellular component: presynaptic active zone. The coding region runs from base 1 to 3621 and encodes 1206 amino acids. Gene Ontology annotation, biological process: synapse organization. The record is from RefSeq and is a predicted model, not a curated record. NCBI's taxonomy places the organism in Eukaryota, Metazoa, Chordata, Mammalia, Artiodactyla, Bovidae.